This is a messenger RNA of Fraxinus pennsylvanica, 2082 nucleotides long. The record is from the annotation of a GenBank genome assembly. NCBI's taxonomy places the organism in Eukaryota, Viridiplantae, Streptophyta, Magnoliopsida, Lamiales, Oleaceae.
AUGAAGUGGGUGCCGCCCAUAAUGGGUAGCGCUGCCGCAAGCGGAGAGGGAAAGGCGGUGGUGUUCAAGUCAAAGCUGAAAUGGGUUGGCCUGGUUGGCCUUGUUCUAUCAACUUUCUCUCUCUUCACACACUUUCUUCUUGCCAGAUACACUGCUGGGACUGCUCUCUCUGAGUAUCAAUCUUCCAUCACCAUUUUCUCUUGGAGGCCCAUUUUUGACACUGCAGAUCUUUCCACCACUAGUGCAUUACAGAGAAGACUUUGGGGGCCGAUAAAGCAUCUUGAAUCUUUACAUCCUUAUGCCAAUCCCCGGGGAAACUAUCCGGCUCCAGUUUUGCAAACAAAUGGAUUCAUCUUUGUAAAAGUAAGAGGGGGUUUUAAUGAGAUCAGGAACUCGAUUUGUGAUAUUGUUGUCGUUUCUCGACUGCUCAAUGCUACGUUGGUCAUUCCUGAGAUUCAAUCCACGACAAGCAGCAAGGGAAUUAGCACAGAGUUUAAGAGUUUUGCCUACCUCUAUAAUGAGGAUCAGUUCAUGUCUGCUUUAGCAGAAGAUGUCAAAAUUGUCAAAACACUUCCAAAGAAUCUGAAAGGAUCAAGGAGAAAGAAGGAAAUUCCUUCUUUUAGAGUAUCCAGCACAUCAUCUCCAUCUUUCUAUCUGCAUUAUGUUCUGCCAGUAUUGGCUAGGCACUCGGUGGUUGAGAUUGUUGUGGCUGAUGGUGGAUGCUUGCAGCCUGUACUUCCACCAAAUCUUGAAGAGUAUCAAAGACUCCGAUGUAGGGUUGCUUUUCAUGCUCUAAGGUUGAGAGACGAGGUCCGGGAACUUGCCGCAAAAAUUCUGUACAGGUUGAGAGCUUCUGGGAGGCCAUUUAUAGCCUACGAUCCAGGAAUGACUAGAGAUGCUUUAGCGUAUUAUGGUUGUGCCGAACUCUUUCAGGAUGUACAUACCGAACUCAUCCAACAUAAGCGAGCAUGGAUGAUAAAACGCGGAAUUGUCAAGGGGAACCUUUCAGUGGAUUCGGCCAAACAACGUCUUAGUGGGUUAUGUCCGUUGAUGCCGGAGGAGGUUGGUAUAAUUCUUCGAGCAUAUGGCUACGCACGGGACACAAUUAUUUACGUAUCUGGGGGAGAGGUCUUUGGUGGACAGAAGAAAUUAAUUCCACUCCACGCUAUGUUUGAGAAUGUUGUAGAUAGAACUUUGUUAAGCAUGCCAUGGGAGUUGAAUCAAAUGUAUGGCCGUGAAGCUAAUCUUGUCGACAAAACUCCUAAAAUGCCCCCUCCAGCUAAAGAAGAAAAAAAAAUGGAAGCAUGGAAAACUUCCGGACCACGUCCUCGUCCACUUCCGCCACCACCUGCACGUCCAAAAACAUACAAUAUCGAAGGUUGGUGGGGAUGGGUAGCCGAGAGUGACAAUGAACCGGAAAGUACAGUCAUGGAGUUGAGAACCAAUGCUCAUAAAUUGCUAUGGGAAGCAAUAGACUACAUGAUCUGUGUGGAAGCAGAUGUGUUCAUUCCUGGAUUUGAUCGUGAUGGUAAAGGAAGCCCAAAUUUUGCUAGCCUGGUAAUGGGACACCGACUCUAUCAAUCUGCUGCCUCUAAAACAUACCGCUUCGACAGGAAAGAAAUCGUCAAGCUUUUAGAAGAGAUUCGUGAUCAAUUUUACCAAGCCAAUCAUACAUGGAUAACAUCAGUACGCAGACAUCUUAGAAAAAACAUAGUCGAUGGAUUAACUAAGGAAUCCACAAUAUCAAAACCGCUCUCUUUUCUCUCGUUCCCAGUUCCUGAGUGCUCUUGCUCGAAGACAAACUUGACCAAAGUAUCAUCUCGUGCUUCGAGCCCUUCAUCAAACUCCCGGUUUCCUGCUGCUCUUGGAGCUAUCCAUCAGUGUCCAUCUUGGAUGAAUGCUGAUAUGGUUUCUGGACCAAGGGGCGAUGAAAGUGAAGAGGAUCUUGAUGAAGACGAUUUCUCAUCUACUGCACUUCUCUUCCGGCAGAGUAGUGAAAAUAACGAAGGAGGGGGUGAAAUGAGCAAUAAAGAAGACACUCAAAUUGAGGAUCAAGAAGAACUUGAAGGUGGUGAAAGAUGA